Silurus meridionalis is the source of this 4896-nucleotide messenger RNA. It is a transcript of the gene rin2a, whose product is annotated as Ras and Rab interactor 2a. Gene Ontology annotation, cellular component: endocytic vesicle; cytosol. Bases 331 to 3195 code for a protein of 954 amino acids. The record is from RefSeq and is a predicted model, not a curated record. Gene Ontology annotation, biological process: signal transduction; vesicle-mediated transport. Gene Ontology annotation, molecular function: guanyl-nucleotide exchange factor activity; small GTPase binding. The transcript is spliced from 12 exons. NCBI's taxonomy places the organism in Eukaryota, Metazoa, Chordata, Actinopteri, Siluriformes, Siluridae.
AGAAACCACGUGAUCCUGAAACCCGACGCGGAUUUACUUUUGUUCUCCGGACAUUGUCUUUUUUUUUUCUCUCUCGCUUUUUUGCCGGGAGAGGUCGCAUAUAUUCUAUCCAAACGAGAACCCAGUCAUUAUGGAAGAUCUCGUUCCUCUAGACUAGAAGAGGAACUCCUCCUAGCUUAGUUAUGGACCAAACUCAGAAGGUAACACAGAAGUAUGUGUUUGCGAUGGAAAAGUGGGCUGUGAACGGCGUGUAGUUGGAGUUGUGUUUUGGGUCCGGACAUCGCCGAGAGCCCUGGCAGCAGCACACAGCCAAACAGGCAGAACGCCAGCAUGGCCGCAGACGCGUCGGUGAAGUCCUGCCAAAUGGACCGCAGUGGCAGCUUUUUUAAGCUGAUCAACUCUUUUUCCACUGAGAUCUCAGAGCUGAAGCAGGAGAUGGUUCAAACAGCACGAGAGCCAGACACAAAGCUUCUACAAGGUCUGGCGGGGGAGGUGAGUGGUCUGUUCCUGCAGUCUUCAGUCUGCACUGGAGCAGCAGGGGUCCGGGACUCUGGCUAUGACUCUCUACGUCGGCAUAUGAGCGUGCUGGACAGACUAACACACUCACACCCAGUCUGGCUUUUACUGCCACUCAGCGAUGAAGAAGCGAAACGCAUCCUACAGCCUCAGCCACCAGGGACAUUUUUGGUGAGACGGUCAUCUAAACUCCAGAAGAAGGUGAUUUCCUUGCGUAUGGGCGCAGACAGUGCUCCAGUGACUGUGAGGGACUUCCCAGUGACAGAGAGCCAGUACAGUGACCUUCUCCUGGAAGGGUCGGGGAUCAGCUUUGCCGAUCUCUUUCGACUGGUGGCUUUUUGCUGUAUAAGCAGGGAUGUUCUUCCAUUUACAUUGAAGCUUCCUGAGGCAAUCUCUGCUGCAAAGACUACUACUGAUCUUGAAGAAGUAGCCAAGUUAGGAAUAGAAUUCUGGCACUCUAAGCUGUGUCAAACGGAGACAAGCUCUGUGCUUGAUGGAUCAGCUGUCCAGCAGAGAGUGAAGCAGGCAGAGCGAAGCACAUCCCUUGGAGACAAUUCAACACCCAUCCCACACACUCGAACCCCGUCCCAGCUAGAGUGCAGUCAGUCAAACGGGGCUCUGUGCUUCAUCAACCCUCUGUUCCUACAGACUCACCUCUCUGAACGUGCUUCCACAAAGACUGCCACCUCGUCAGCAUCUGGAGAAAAUUGUGCACUUUCACACAGCAGCAGCUCCUCUACUCAGGGCAGAAGCCAUGUAAGGCCUGAAAGCGUUCUUCGCCGAGCCAUCAGCACAGACUACACCAGAAACAAAGGCUUCAAUAGAGAAGAAAGUUUGUCACGCUCCCCUCCACCUCGACCACCCCCACCACGUACCAUCUCGCGUAGAUCGGCCAUUAUAAUCAAGCAGAAGAGUAUGCCUGAGACUGGUGUUAGCUGGAUUAAAAUGCCUCAGGAGAAAACCAGCUUGCUGGGGCGUUUAAGUACCUCAUUCAGUUCCAUCUCACCCUCAUCCUCACCACCGAAGAAGAUCAGCUCACCCAUCCCUAUGCCAUCUCGCCGUGGAAAAAGAGCUCCCAGCAUUCCUGAUGUAGACGGACAACUCUGCCACCUGGCACUGGAGGACCAGAUUAUUGAGCAGGCAGUGUCUCAGAGCCUGGCCAAGCAGGCAUUGAGGAAUGCAGCCACAGACAGUAGAAGCCCUGCAGAGGAGGGCAGUCCUGUGGGGCAAGAGAGACUCAGUGACAUUAGUAUCUCCACCUCCUCCUCUGACUCUCUGGACUACUCAAACAGCUUCACACUGCCAGCAGCAGCCAGCCCGUCCAGAGCUGACAGCAGCCUGGAGGAGGAGGAAGAAGAGGAAGACUUUGGAGUUGGUGUAGAGAGUGAUCAGGAACUCAGCAUGGAACCACCCUUUAAACCCAAGAAGCGGCACAACGCUGGAACGUUUGUGCUGCAGCGGGCACUCAAAGGACAUUUGCGUAAGGUCAGCGGCGUCUUUAACUCGCUCAUGACUCCUGAGAAAAGAGCGGUCAAAAGGAUUGUAGAGCAGUCCCAAAACAAAGGCACCUACUUUGGCUCCCUGGUGCAGGACUACAUGAGUUACAUGCAGGAGAAUUGCAGCUGCCAUGAGUCAGGCUUUGAGCUGCUGCAGACCGUCCGGCAGUUCAUGACUCAAAUGAAAUCCUACCUGCUGCAAAGCUCCGAACUCAACCCUCCCAUUGAGUCCCUCAUUCCAGAGGACCAGAUUGAUCAGGUACUGGAGAAGGCCAUGCACAAGUGCAUCCUGAAACCUCUGAAGCCCGUGGUGGAGGCGGCUCUGUACAGCUUCCAGGUGAGAACUGGGGUCUGGCAGCAGCUAAAGGAGAACCUCUCUCUGGCCAAAGCCAAGCAGCCACAAGAGAUGGGUGUAGAUGGAGCCAUGCCACCAGACCCUGUGGCCAUAGAGAAGAUUCGUCAUAAGUUCCAUAAUAUGAGCAAGUUGUACUCACCUGAGAAAAAAGUAUCACUACUGCUCCGUGUCUGCAAGCUCAUUUACACUAUCAUGGAAGACAAUUCAGGGAGAAUGUACGGGGCAGAUGACUUCUUACCCAUGCUGACAUAUGUUUUGGCUCAAUGUGACAUGCCUGAACUGGACACCGAGAUUCAGUACAUGAUGGAGUUACUGGAUCCUUCUCUGUUGCAUGGAGAAGGUGGAUACUACUUGACUAGUGCAUAUGGAGCCAUGUCCCUCAUCAAGAAUUUCCAGGAAGAGCAGGCUGCACGCGUGCUGAGCUCAGAAACCCGUAACACACUCCACCAGUGGCACCGCAGACGCACAGCUCAGCGCAGCAUACCAUCCGUGGACGACUUUCAGAACUACCUAAGAGUGGCGCUUCAGGAACCGGACAGUGGUUGUACAGCUAAAACUCUGCAGGUGCGACCAUACGCUACUACAGAGGAGGUGUGUCAGUUAUGUGCUGAAAAGUUCAAGGUGCAAGACCCUGACAAACACGCCCUGUUCCUUCUGACAGAGGAGAGCACGCAGCAGCUGGCCCCGGACACACACCCACAAAAGAUCAAAGCAGAAUUGCACAGUCGCCCACAGAUUCUGCCUUUUUACUUUGUGUACCGCCGAAUCCAGAACCUCAACCUCACUGCUCCAUCAGAUGAAUUAAAUGGCAACUCGGUCCCUGUCUGAACUUUAAGCUUCUGAAGUGUAUGUGCCGUGCAUUUCCUUUCACCUACUUACUGCAAGUUUUUUUUUACAGCACCAUAAAACAAAAUGUGCUGUUUUGGAAAUGUAUGUAUCUGAAAGAAACGGAAAAUGAUGCCGGGCCCUGAGGAAAAAGAAGGAAGGAAGGAUGUGUCUGACAGAUGCUGCAUUUUCAGCUCUUUUUUUCUUUUUUUGUUUAACUUUUGGGAACUGGAACGUGAGCAUCACAUUUGAGGAAGCUCCUUUUAUGUUGUGUACGUUACAAAAGAGGUGGGCUUAGGCAAGAGAGCUGAUGGGACAGUGCAUGGCCAUUAUUGAGUGAGGCUAGUUUAAUAGAUGUUUAGUGCUUUUUUUUAAUGCUGAGGUUUUUCUAUACUGCUUCAGUAUGAAUAAUGCAGUGCUCUGGUUGACUGCUCUUUUUUUAAGAGUAAAGUGUACUGGGAAUGUUUUAAAUAGCCUGCUAAUGCUCGUAUGGUGGCUGGCUUCAGGAAGCUGCUUAGCUGAUAGUCUGACAUGUCGAGCAAUGAGCAAUUCCACUGCCUAGGAUGUGGAGGAUUAGAUAUCUAUAUCAGACUUUACACUUUGUAUUUUUAUAUGCUGAAAACCUUAUUGUUAACAUUUGUAUGCAGUUGCUGGUAAACUGCUUUCUUUUUUUUAUACAUCUGAAAUAUCAUUAGUAUAACAAUGCAUGCAUUUGUCGGUCACAAAUAAUAACUAAGAACCAGGCACUGUUGCCAGUGAUGUUUUAUCAUAUGCAUAUUUGGAUGAAUGAAUUUGUAUGUGUCAGUGCUGGUAAUCUAUCACUAGUCCACAAAACAUGUUCAUGCUCCCACCCCUGUUAAUUUAUAAACAGUUUUUGGUAUGAAGACAUAUAUAAAUCAAAUCUUGAAUCCAAGUUGUAGAGAAUACUGUACUACUGACAAGCUAAAGGCUUGUGUGUGAAUAACGCUGAGUUGCAUCUCUGUGCUUUAUGGUCCAUUCUGAAAGUGUGCAGCAGGACAGGAAGGUUGUUUUGGAAGUAAAGUUUACAGAAGUAGAAUGUAAUGUUGAGCAGAGAAAUCAUUAUGGAUUACCUGGAAGGUAAUAAAAAGAAUGGAAUAACGUUCAUUGGAAAAACAUCUCAAGCAGUGGUUUUAUACCUUUUACUGUAAAUUCUGAUCAGGUAACAAUUGACUAAAUUGUUUUUUGUUUGUUUGUUUGUUUUGUUUAUCAUAAUUGUAUGCCUAAUUACAAAGAUUGAGAUUUACCCAUUGUGUUAUUUCCUGUUAAAGUGCUGUGCAUUUUUAUGCCUGGAUAUCGAUGGUAAAUAUGUUAAAGACUGAUAAUUAGACUGUCUGGUAAAAAUAAGAUCAGAUCAAUGCAAAACGUAACCCCUGUAGCAUUGACACAAACAACAUGGCCAUCAGGACAAACACAAGGCGUGAUGAUACAUCGUCUAAAUAUAUAAUGUAAAUGUGAUUUUUAACUAGAUAUGUUAAGUGUUAUUAGUAUAUAUUUAUAUGUGAUCUGUGCAGGGAUUUUCACAGAUUUUCUUUUGUUUUUUUUUUUUUUUUGGGAAAAAAAUUCAAAUGUGUUAAAGUGUAUUAUUUUGUAAGUGUUUCACUACUAGCACUCCCAUAAGUUUUUUAUGUUGCAUUUAUUCAUGAACAAUACUAUUUUGCACACAAUAAAACAAGAAUAUAUACA